AUGUCAGAUGACGGUAUCUUUUACUUCUUCUGCCAAGCCGAACGGCCUUCCCAUCGAACUGCAUCAAACGUGCUUCGCGGGGUUAUAUGGCUUUUCGUUAGCAAGCGACCGGGUUUGAAGUCCUAUAUUCGCAAGGAAUACGAUCAAGCUGGUUCAAAUAUCUUCACCGAUCAUAACGCUUGGUAUGCAUUAUCAGGGAUCCUUUCCGCUAUCCUCGAAGAUGAGACAUCUGCGGAUUGUGUCAUCAUUAUUGAUGCUUUGGAUGAGUGCACCGAGGGUCGCGAAAAACUUAUUGGCUAUAUCAGCCAGUGUUCAAUGUCCUAUAGGGCCAAAUGGGUCAUAUCCAGCCGCAAUUGGGAUGAGAUAAAAUCGCAGCUUGAUGCAGCGCCAAGUCAAGUUCGAUUACAUCUGGAACUCAGCCAUGAUUCAAUCUCACAUGCUGUCCUCAGAUUCGUUGAUACCAAGAUCGACGGGCUCAAUUCAACAUACGACCAGCCUAGCCGAGAGCUUAUCCGCAAACAUCUGCUCAAUAAGGCGAAGGACACAUUUCUUUGGCUUGCUUUGGUUUGUCAAGAACUGGAAAAUUCCACUGUUAAGCGCCGCCACAUUUCCAGCAUCUUAGAGUGCUUCCCCCCUGGACUGAACGAGCUAUACAAAAGGAUGAUUAGCCACAUCAACAUUAGAGACUUUGAUUGGUGCAAAGCCAUCCUUAACGUGGUAGCUGUUGCUCUAAGGCCUCUUAGUCUACAAGAGCUAGCCGCAGCUGACGAAACUCUGACUCAGUGGAUCGAAGAUAAGGAAACCCUAUCAAGCCUUGUCACAUCUUGUGGCUCCCUCCUAACAAUACGAGGCGAUACAGUCUACACUGUCCAUCAGUCAGUCAACGAUUUCUUACAUAAGGCACCCCAGAUCUUGCCAUCAGGUGUAGGAUACCAACAUUACUCUAUCUUCCUCAGUAGCAUGAAUGUCAUGCGUGAGAGGCUCCAUCGAAAUCUCUGCAAACUCAAAGACAGUUGCGUUUUGAUCGAUGAGAUAGAUAUUUUGGAAGAUUCCUCUCUGACGAUUGUUGCAUAUGCCUGUGUCUAUUGGGUUGAUCACUUCUGUGCAUGGCUUCUGAUUGAUAACCGACAUCAAAGAAACUUAUGUUAUGCGACAAUCACCUCUUUCUUUAAGAAGAAAUAUCUUUACUGGCUUGAGGCUAUGAGCCUGUUGGGAUGUACCUCAGAGGCAAUCAAGGCAAUGCAGAAACUUGAUAAAGCGUUGAAUGGUAGAGUACCUGAUGAGCUGAAGCUUCUGGUCAAUGACGCUGUACGUUUCGGUUCUAAGCACAGAGCCAUAAUGGAUGCUGCACCACUUCAGCUCUAUGGCUCAGCUCUGAUAUUCACGCCCCAACUCAGCAAGAUCAAAGGAUCCUUUAAUCAAGAAAUCAGCCAAUCUAUAGGUGUAUUAUCCCCCAACUUCCAACAUUGGGACGCCUGCCUCCAGACUAUUCCGGGAAUAGCAAGUCCUGACAACGGCUCAUUCACAUGCAAAUUUUCGCCUGAUGGUCGACAAAUUGCCACGAUUAGCAGCAAUGAAGACAGUUUGCUAUUGAUUGAUGCGUCUACUGGUGGACUUAUUAGGUCAAUUAAACCUUCUGAAGCUCAUCUGUUUGCAUUUACAUUCCAUCCCAGCGGACAUUCACUAGUCACAUUUUCUGGCUACAUAGAAGACGAACAAAAACUCACUGUCUUCCAUCUUCCUAACGGGGAAGAAAGUGCAUCUUUUGCCGUUUAUGGCCAGCCAUUCUGUCCAUCCUUCUCUCUUGACGGAGAAUUCAUUGCAUUUGCAUCCGACCUCCAAAAUGUCGAAAUUUGGAAUGUGGCGAGCCAAACAAAAGUGGAUGGCUGCCACGCGGUUACAGUACGAGGUAUCCAAUAUAUUUCCUGGAUUAGUAUUCAUUCACAUCCACGGGCUCUCUUAAUUGUCGGCCGAAUGGGUAUUUCUAUUUGGGGUCUUGAUAAGAAACAUCAAAUGUCGAAACUAAUGUCCUUGACGGGCAUAACAUUUCCUAACGCUGCCGCGGUUAGCCAUGAUCGGACAUGCUGUGCUGUAGUGCAUGAAUGGAAGGAGGUCGUAUUGUACUCUUGGGGUUCAUGCAUAACCUUGCAUAAGAUUGUGCAAUUUGACCGAAUGAAGCGCAUAGAUGGUGUGUCAUGGGUGGCCGAUGACCGUUUGAUAGCCCUUUGUGGUGUUUUCGGCAUCGAAAUAUGGGAUUUAGGAACUAAAGGACUGGUAGCGCAGGUACGAGGCGAUCAUGUCAGUACAAUAUUCUAUGGAAGACAUGGCCGGCUUGCUUCGCUCGGGUUUGAAAACGGCACUCUCAAGGUAUGGAGCCUGGACUCGAUCUUAACACAUUCAGAGCCUUUCACCCAACAAUCGGUCGGCAUAGUCGAGCCAUUUAUCACAUCGCCAAGUGGUAAGGUCGCUAUAUUCGAUGGAAUGCUCAACACGUUGAGCAUAGCAGUAGAUUGCAGCCUUCACCAUCUCCCACAGACACUUCAAAAUUCGACACCUGGGUCAUAUUCCAUAAGUAGAUCACUAGCAUUCAGUCACGAAGACUCCUUUGCUAUGGCCACCAACGGUGGUUUUAUUGAUGUUUUUAACUUCGACCACGAUACGGGCCUUUACUACUGCGAGCGGCGGAUUGAAGAGCCUUUGAUUCAAGGGCUCGAUGGGAUGCCCCAUGUGACCAUACAGUUCUGGGGACAAGGCCUGAUUAUAGGCUAUGGUCCUUCUAUGAAUUUCUGGGACCUCAAGACAGGCAAACUUCUGCAGAGGUUAUCUAUCCCAGAUCGGUGGAGAUACUGUACAUCCACUAUUGCAGCCGACGGUCGAGUCGCUUGGGUUGAAGAAUGUUUUGAGGUAGUGAUAUGGGACGUCAUGCGUGAUAAGGAAAUCCAGCGUUUUGAAGCACACAUUCAAUCACGCGAUUGUCGUGAAAUUCUGGAUAUUUCUCUAGAUUCUAGUGGUGUUCUUGCGAUAUAUGUCCAGGUAACCGGCCAGGAAUAUAUAGCCAUUGGAAAUACGAAUGGUACCUGGAUUGGGAAGUACUCUCUAUUUGGCAACGUUCCAACUUUGAGCUUUUUAACCCCCACACUACUCGACACAGGUUUUGGUGUCCUCAAAUACGACAUGCCAACUGUGACUGCAGAGGAUCACUGGGACCCGCGUUACCUCAGGCUAUUCUUCUCAAAGUCCGAGGCCUGGCUUAUGAAAGGUUCUAGGAGGAUACUGUGGAUUCCUCGCCAGGAUGUUGAUCCCGAACGGUUCUCCAUUCAGACAGACUUGGGGACAGGAAAAUCGACGGUUACACUAGUGCAUGACGGGUGUGUGUUUAUACUGAGUAUCAAGAUAGAUUCUAUAUAG
Messenger RNA from Fusarium mangiferae, 3408 nucleotides. RefSeq lists its product as uncharacterized. NCBI's taxonomy places the organism in Eukaryota, Fungi, Ascomycota, Sordariomycetes, Hypocreales, Nectriaceae. Bases 1 to 3408 code for a protein of 1135 amino acids. The transcript has 2 exons. Gene Ontology annotation, molecular function: protein binding. The record is from RefSeq and is a predicted model, not a curated record.